AUGGUCUGCUCACGGCGGGAAGAGGAUCCGGGAGCAAUGGCCGCAGGCAGAAAACAACUUCUCUUCCCUCGUCUUGCUAAAUGUGCAGUGAACAAUACCCAAACAUUGCAAUUCACUGACUCCAUUACUCCACCUCCGACACUCAGUCAUCCUGAAACACCCCUCGUGACACGGGCAACAUUGCAACACGACGCCAUGGCAGGCAGUGCUCUGCGGGGCUCAAACUCGACAGUGUUUCCUUCCUCCACAUCAGUUCUCAGCCCCUGCUUGGCCGCACCACAACCUGCUCUCGCACCAACCCUACACAGAACCACACCAAGAAAAAUGGCCAGCUCCGCCCUUGCCCCCCUCGUGCAGACCCUCCAGGAAAGCCUCCGCUCCAGCGACGUCAGGAGUUGGAUCUCCGGCCUCGACCUCAAGACGGGCGGCCUCAUCAUCCUGGUGGUGGUGGCGGUGCUGUUCCUGCUCGACUUCUUCACCAAGUCCUACGCGCCCUACGGCAGGAGUUGGGUGGCCACUGCUGCCAAUGCCUGGCUUGAAAGGGACCCACUGCAGCCCAUUGACAGUUUCCGUGGAAGCCGAUCCCUGGAGCCCCUGACGGAGGUCCUAGACGCCCUGGCCACGGCUGCUGUAAAAUGGGGAGACGCCGAGACCCCAGCUGUCAAAAGCCGCGCCCUUUAAACUCAAGGUGGCGUGGGUCUGGUUCUCUCAGGGACGGCGCGUUUUAUGAGCUGCUGCUGGCGGCGGUGACUGAAAGCGGAGCGGACCUGCAGGAGUAACCACAAGAAAGGAGCUUCUCAUUGUCUAUAUAUAUAACUAAACAAUGUCGCCAUGUUGAUGAGUCUGUUCGGACUAGAAACUAUUUCUUUCGUAAUGGAAGUAUCACAGGCUCAACUUCUAAGUAUUAAAUCUAUUUUUUAAGAGUUAUGUUCGCACUGAAUAAUAAAAUGUUUUGUUGUCUG
Molecule: messenger RNA, 962 nt
Organism: Scylla paramamosain (green mud crab)
Lineage: Eukaryota; Metazoa; Arthropoda; Malacostraca; Decapoda; Portunidae
Exons: 5
Coding region: 1-681 (226 amino acids)
Source: RefSeq, a predicted model, not a curated record